AAUCUCUUGAAUAUUCCAAUGAUACAUUGAAAUCAUCUGAAAAAAAAGUUUUGAAACUCGAAAAAAAACUGACUAAAACAAGUGCAGCUUUUGAUACAAUGAAGUAUCAAUACAAUUACUUCAAAGAUCAAAUGAAGGAAUUAUCGGAGCUAAGAGAACAGAUACAAAAAAUGCAAGAAAAAGUGCAGUCCUUGGAAAAAGUUGACCUACUAUUAAAAUCAACUUGCAAAGAAGUGGAUGCAAUGCUUUCUAAUAAUACGAGUGUUGCAGAUUUGGCUAGUUUUGUAUCUACACUCAAGAGCAAACUCACCUCAAGUGAAGAAAAGCAAAACAACUUAAAACUUGGGUAUCAAAAAUUGCAACUAGAAGUUAUUAAAUAUAAAACCCAGUGUAUUCGAUUCAAAGAGAAACUUGAAAUGCAUAGCAACGAUCAAGAAAAAUUCAUUGAUUUACACAGGGAAAAGUCAAAUCUGUUGGAACGUAUUGCAGAAUUAGAAUCCAUAGUUGAACUUAACAAAAGUACACCACCCAAAACUAAGGUACUAAACAACUCAAAUAAAAGUCCGGAUUCUCCAUAUUUACAAGUUCAAUCUAGCAGUUAUGGAAUGAUGCCACUAAGAACUUUAUCAAAUAAUAUCCCCUUAGAAGCAAAGAGGAAACUCGCAACAGAUAAUAAUCAAUAUUCCAUAUUCAAGAAAUCUCGUCUAAAUAAAUGUCAAACUAUGGCAUCUCUUUAUUCCCAAAAUUUAAACAAAAAGUGGAAGGAGUUUUAG
Messenger RNA from Ctenocephalides felis (cat flea), 773 nucleotides. RefSeq lists its product as uncharacterized. The transcript has 7 exons. The coding region runs from base 99 to 773 and encodes 224 amino acids. NCBI's taxonomy places the organism in Eukaryota, Metazoa, Arthropoda, Insecta, Siphonaptera, Pulicidae. The record is from RefSeq and is a predicted model, not a curated record.